Molecule: messenger RNA, 6046 nt
Organism: Melospiza melodia melodia
Lineage: Eukaryota; Metazoa; Chordata; Aves; Passeriformes; Passerellidae
Gene: DIO2
Product: iodothyronine deiodinase 2
Exons: 2
Biological process (GO): thyroid hormone metabolic process
Molecular function (GO): thyroxine 5'-deiodinase activity
Source: RefSeq, a predicted model, not a curated record
CCAUAGGCAGAUAGCAAAGAGAGAGUGCGAGAGGAGAGGAGAGGAGAGGAGGAAGGCAGGAAUACAGAGACGCCGAGUAGGAGGGGGGGACGGGGGAGGCUGAGAGGGAAAGAGAGGGAGGGAAGCAGGGAGGAAGGAACAGAAAGUUUAUGUACAUAAACCCUUUUUCUAAAAGCAUUGUUGCACCUAGUAGCUAGCUUUACUGACACAGAAAUGAGAGGUCUGUUCAGUGCUUAAAUAUCCGAGGAACAAUGGGAUAGUGCAGGAAAGUUAACAAUUAACAGUCUCAGCUUAAAUUUUGUAACUGCAGGGAACUGGAAAAACAGCUGCCUCUCUCUUCAGCAAAAUCAGGUCUCCUGGUUAAGAGAAGAAUUUUUGUUAACAUCUAAAUUUCUGAAAAAUAAGCAGCUUGCAGUUGAAUGAAUACCGUGCAGUUAUGGUUUUAACCAGCCUGCUCAUACUUAACUAUCUCUGCUUAUUUUAAAUAGAGCAGCUGUGAAAGGGGUAAUGAGGCUUUUGAAAUGCCUUUUGCUUUACUCUUUUAAAUGAGGGUACAGAGCAAUAAAGCCAGCUGAAGGUACCCGGCUGAGGAGAAGCAGCGAGGAAGAUGGGUCUGCUAAGUGUGGAUUUGUUGAUCACGCUUCAGAUCUUGCCGGUGUUUUUCUCCAAUUGCCUCUUUCUCGCGCUCUAUGACUCUGUGAUCCUCCUGAAGCACAUGGUGCUGUUCCUGAGCCGCUCCAAGUCCGGGCGCGGUGAGUGGCGGAGGAUGCUGACCUCGGAGGGGCUGCGCUGCGUCUGGAACAGCUUCCUCCUGGACGCCUACAAGCAGGUCAAACUGGGAGGAGAAGCCCCAAACUCCAGUGUAAUCCACAUAGCCAAGGGCGGUGACAACAGCAGUGGCAGCUGGAAGAAUGUUGGUGGCAAGUGUGGAACCAAAUGCCAUCUUCUGGACUUUGCCAACUCAGAGCGGCCACUGGUGGUCAACUUUGGCUCAGCUACCUGACCCCCGUUCACAAGCCAGCUGUCAGCCUUCAGCAAGCUGGUGGAGGAGUUCUCUGGUGUGGCUGACUUUCUGUUGGUCUACAUCGAUGAAGCUCACCCAUCAGAUGGCUGGGCUGCACCUGGAAUCUCUCCCUCUUCAUUCGAAGUUAAGAAACACAAAAGCCAGGAAGAGAGAUGUGCAGCUGCUCACCAGCUCCUAGAGCACUUUUCCUUGCCACCUCAGUGCCAAGUGGUGGCUGACUGUAUGGACAACAACGCCAAUGUGGCCUACGGGGUUUCAUUUGAGCGAGUAUGCAUUGUGCAGAGACAAAAAAUUGCCUACCUGGGGGGCAAAGGCCCCUUUUUCUACAACCUUCAAGAGGUCCGGCUUUGGCUGGAGCAAAACUCCAGCAAAAGAUGAAAUCCAUUCUCCACAGGAAUUAGGUCAACUGGUGUGUCCCUUUAAGGUGAUGCAAAAGGGAAAAAAAAAAGAAAACUUGCUAGUUUGAAUGAAAUCUUUCAGAUGAUUGCAGGAGAACACAUUUGAUAGCAAUGUCAAGUGAAUGUUAACUAGGAAAAGAAAAUAAAACAAAAAUCUAGCUCCACAGAAACAUUGUCAAGUGAAAAAUAAUUGCACUCCUGCUCUUGCUAUGGGACAGAAGAGGUGAACAGGCUUCUCCAAAAAGGUGCUGCUGGCAAGCAGGUAGGGUGGUUAGGUAAGACCUGUUUCCCAGAAGCCCCAGUCCUGGGGUGAGGCACAGAAAGCAUUUCUGCUUGGAAGGCAUUCCAUGGAAAGGCAAUGCUGUACAUUUCAUCAGAAACGCUUCUUUACCCCCUGUGGCCAAUGCAAGGAGCCGGAGAGGAGCAGGGGUUUUGCAAUUGCUUUGCAUACAAAUGCAGCGCAGUGCGGCGAUUUUCCUAUCUUGGUAGAACAUAUAUUGUUCAAAGACUGCAGGAGCCACAUGCAGACUGGCACAGGCAGACUGGCUGCUCAGAGCAAGAUGAACCUUUGUCUGCUGGUAUUUGUGCUCUCUGUGGACACCUCUGCACAGCAUAUUAUCUACGUAAUUCUACCUUACAUGUUUGUAUCCAGUGUGCAGGCCUGUGCCUGCUGAGAAAGGUGUUAAAAUCUAUGGAGUUGGACCAAAAAGACAAAGGUGAUCAAAUAAGCCCAUUACCAUCUGAAAACUGAAAUACCUGGAGUAAUUAUAACACAACACUGAGAAUCAUCUAGAGCAUGCAUCAUGAGACAAAACUCAGCUGAUGCCAACCAAACCUUUGGUUCUGAGAGCUGACAACACACAUUUAUCAAUGUUCUUUGGUUCUCAUCUCUGUUUCUUUACCCAUGUCCACCUCUUUCUGUCUAGCAAUAGGGUUAAGGUAAUUUCACUUUUAGCUUUAUAAAAAAUAACUUAUUUCUCUCUCUCUCUUUUUUUUUUUUUUUUUUUUAAUGUGACCUUGCAGGUAUAUUUUGGGGACAGGAGAACUUAUGCACAAUUUUACCUCAUUGGAAUGGAAACCUAUCCUGUCAUUUACCCUGUUAAAUGUAGUCAUGCUGCCUUUUACUGUCUUAGAUACCUGAACCUUGUUUAUAUCUAUGUUAAUCUGAAAGUUAAGUUGUUUGCAGCCUUAGAAUUGGUUGGCUGCAGUUCUGCUAUUGGAUGAGCUGAUAGUCUGUUUUGCUCAUGUUCUUGAAAACCUUCCCAGAAGAGAAACAGGGAGGACAAACAGUUUGAAUUAAUGUAAGUGUAGAAGAUGGCAGAAUUUUCAUAUGAAUUCAUAUGAUUGUGUUGUCGAAAGAGAUACUGUGAACUUUGAGUACACAUUAAGUUUAGGUAUUUCUAAAACUAAAAUUAUUUAAUCAAACCUGAUGAAGAGGCAGAUUUACUAUGAGCUAACCUAUUAGAGCUGAUAAAUGAAAACCCAUAUGGAGAUGGACUAUCCAAGUUUUCUCUCAUCUUUGGCAGAAACAUGAAACAGAUUAACAGAAUAAGUGGCAAAAAUCAAAUUAGUUCUUAAUUUCUCAUCCUGCCCAGCAUCAGGAAAAUGAUGUGUUGAUGCUGAUAUAGGAAAGAAUGGAAAAUAUAUAAGUGUGUUAAUUUUCACAAUGCCCAUUAACAUUGUGUAUUUCCUCUAGCUUGGCUGUUGGUCAACUUAGCCAAUGUAGGAGGAAUUCGGAAAUGUGUUUUCAAGCACAGAUCUGAAAUAAUGACAGUAACAUGGGUAAUUUCUCCCGUACUCAUGUUCAUGCUUCCCAUUCUUCUCACAUUUUCCUCCGCACAGCUAGACAUAGAUACACAUGCACUUACAUAGCUGGUAAUGUGCAUUGGAGAAGGGUGUAAAGCAUAGUUGUCAAAUCUAGUGAGCCCCACUUCUCGGAAGGCCUGUGUCUCUCCGUGUGUGCAUUUAUAUAUGCAGCCACAUGUAUAUAACACAUUUUUAUGUAUGUGUAUAUAUGUGUGUGUGCACAUAAAAAUGAUGUCUAAGACCACUAAUAAUCAUUAUCCUGUCCUACCGUUCAUUAAUGUUACUGUAAAUCAUUGCUCAAUGCAAAAGACUGUUACAGAUCCUCAUGACUAAUUGGGAUAUAUAACUGAAUUUUAAAAACUUGUUAUCAUAGAAACAGUAACAUAGCCAAACUACAUGGUUUAUUUAAUCCAGUGUCUUACCUCUGACUGUAUCAGAUGCUUCAGGGGAAGGUGCAAUAAUUUUUAACUUAGAGAAUUUUUAUUAGGUUCAGCCCAUAUUGUUUUGUCCUCGUCUGAAGUGACUGUUGAUGUCUCAUCACCCCUCAUGAGAGGCUGUUUCUGGGUAUUAAGAUUUAAAUAUUUUGUGAGGUGGAGAUUGAUAAAAUAAAAAAAAAAUGCCUUAUACGUUCAAAGAAAACCAAAUGAAAACAGAUUUUUUUCUUUCAUAUUUAAAUAGGCUGCUUUUCGAUGUCAUUCUCAUCUCUUGCUGUUAUAUGCUAAACCACUAAACAUAAGCGAUCCCAAUUUUUCUUCUGUACAUCGGUCAUUAUAUAAUCUACAUAGAAAUUUGCAUACUUUUUGUUUGCUUAAGAAAAACAAUAACUCAUAUUCUUAUACAGAUUCAUACUCUUUCCUUGUCUCUGAAUCUCUUCUGGUUUUGCUACAUUGUCCUUUUACUCAGGUGAGUAAAGAUGUAGACAUUAAUCCAAGUGAAAAUCUGUAUUGACAUACCCAGCACAGCAUCUUUUCCUUAUUAUAUCCUAUUCUUCAGUCAGCUGAAACUUUUCUAAUGCACAGCACCUCCAUAGCCAUUGUAAAACUUAAACUAGUAAGUCUUUUCUUCUUUUCCUCAUUAUACUGUUGAAGUCUGAACUGUUUAUAUGGGAAAUGCUAGCCAAAUGUUUAACACAGCUGUUGAAACAUACAUUUAGUUCAGAGGAAAGAGUCGAAAUUAGUAAUUCAGUUUGUUAAUACCCAUUUGCGUAUCUAAAGUUACAAUUAUUUUUCAAGUCCAUUCUCUCCUUUUUCCAUUAUUUUGUUUUGUAAUUCAUAGAUGCCUCUUCAUCACGUAGUAUACAGGAAUUAUAAAAUUGGCUUCUGUAAAUGGGAAAAACACAUUGAUUUUCCACAAACAAAAAUAAACAAUAACUUCAUUUUUUAUUGGUAACAAGUAUGACUGUCCUGCCUAAAAUUUAAAGAUAUUUCAGCCUCACUGAUUAUCAAGGCAGAAAUACAUUUUGCAAAAUCUUGGCUUUCCCCAGAAUCUUCUGGUCAGAAAGCAGGGCUUUCUUCAAAGUGAAAAGGGCAUAAAGGAAAAAAAUGGAAAGGUAUUUUCUAGGAGGCUGACAGAACCCUAAUGCCUUAUUUUAUUUUAUUUUUUUUUACAAAAUUAAAACAUUGUAUUAAAAAGGUUUAAAUGAAACGUCAUCCCCAAUUGAUAAUAAAAGUGUCCUUAUGUCACAUACCCAAAAAUAUUUUAACAGUUGCUUUGGGUCCAGGUAGAGGUUUUACUACUUUGCUACCUUGUCUAGUCUGCUGUGAGACUGGAUUUGCUUCUGUCUGAUUCUCACUCUGUCAGGGCACUAUACCAUAUUACUUGAGGUGCUCCAGUGUGACAUACAUGUUGAGCAACAGCUCUGAAAGCAUUCUGGAAGGCUACUGUAUAUAAUAGAGACCCCAAUACUGUGUCUCAACAUUAGUAUGGGAAACUUCCAGCAUUUUUCAUUUUGAGUAACGUAAAGCAAUUCUGGGCUAUAAUUCUACAUUGUUCUGUGCUUAGCAUCUGUAUUUAGCACUGUAUAAAAGGAAUGUAAAACAUUUUGUGCAGAUGAGGAACUACAGCAUUUUGCUCUUUCCUUGUGUAGACAAUGACAUAAAUUUAAGGCAGCAGGAAAACAUGCCCCGUCUAUUAAAAAUAAGAAAAUAUAUAUGAAAUAUGUUGUUGAACAUCUUUCUGAACACUCUGAAAAACAAAAUGCAGUGAUUUUUAGGAAGGUGAUCUUGGUGGGGAAACCUACAAUAAUUCUCAAAAAGGUAUUUGUGCUAUGCAUCCAGGUGUGUGCGGAGGGAAGUUAUGUUUCUGCAUGUGUAAAAGUGGCUUUUCUGUGAUGUGGAGUAUAGAUUUAAGAGUUUUUAAGACUUUCAUUCAGUACUAUAACCAAAGCAAUAAGAGGAGUCAGGUAGGGAAUAUUGGCCAGUUUUGUACAACUCGACACCAUGUCUGUGACAAAUCCAUAAUCAGCUGGGCCCAACUUGGAGUCUUCAGCGAAGAGGGAUUGGGGUGAGACAGGGGCGGCUUGUGUGCUCAUGAAGAUGGCUAACAAAAGAGUGAUUAACUCAGUUAGCUUUCAGAUGCCCUCACACUGGCUUUGCCCUGUGCACCUCAGUGUGGCUGUAUUUGAAAGAGGAGUCUCUUUGGGUCUGUCAAUAAGAUCGCCGUGGUGUAGGUGCCUGUGUGUACUAUGUGUGUGUCAUUGUUUAAAUGUCAGAAAUACACUGCAGGAGAGCCAGCAAAAUUUUGUUACAAUAUGGUGCUCCAUGAAAUGUGCUUUCUAGAUUUGUUUUUCUUGUAUUAUAAUAAAUGAUAAUGGAAAAUA